Exophiala bonariae is the source of this 1857-nucleotide messenger RNA. RefSeq lists its product as uncharacterized. The coding region runs from base 1 to 1857 and encodes 618 amino acids. Gene Ontology annotation, molecular function: sucrose alpha-glucosidase activity. Gene Ontology annotation, biological process: sucrose catabolic process. Lineage: Eukaryota; Fungi; Ascomycota; Eurotiomycetes; Chaetothyriales; Herpotrichiellaceae. The record is from RefSeq and is a predicted model, not a curated record. The transcript has a single exon. Gene Ontology annotation, cellular component: fungal-type vacuole; cytoplasm.
AUGAGGCCCGAAGAGAAGUUCAACCCGGUAAACGAGCAUAAUCAGCAUGAGCUGAUGGAGUGUGAGAGUGGUAACUGGGAUAGGAGAGAAGAAACUCGGUUUCGACGGCAAUCGAACUACAAGAAGCUCCAGCGUAUUGCAAUUUUAUCGCUCUCAUUAGCAUUUAUAUUCCACUAUGUCUACUCUGAGGCUUUCAACCUAUCACUUUUUGGAUUCACACACCCCUCUGUUCUGGUUCAGGUCCCAGUUCUACACUUUUCUGAGCCAACAGCAAAACGCAAUCUUCCGUUCGGCUUGUUCGUUGACGAUGAUAAGAUAUGGCAUAUUUAUUUUCAGUGUCAGUCAUGUACACUGAGACAGCAUUGUGCGUUUGGCACUACUCAUAGUAACUCGAGCUCUGUCGGAGGAACUGAUCGCACUGGAUGGGGUCAUGCGACGUCAUCCGACCUCUACACGUGGAGCAUGCAGCCAAUUGUCGCAGAAGAAGAAGGCUACGAUAGCUGUGGUGGUUCUGCUGUGAUUGACGAGAACAAUACCUCGGGAUUCUUCCCAAACCAAAGGAAUGGAGUUAUCAUGGUGUAUACACAAAUUCAUCAAGAGACGAAAACGAUCGAACAAGCUAUUGUAUAUUCAACUGAUGGGGGACAUACGUUCACAAAGUCCGCAGAGAACCACAUCCUCCUUUUCUCAGACGGAGAACCAGAGCUGCGGUAUCCAAAAGUGAUAUGGUAUGAGCCGACCGAAAGAUGGAUCAUGACAGUGACGAAAGGCAAUGCUACUACGAUCGGGAUCUAUACUUUCCCGAAUCUCAUUGACUGGAAUGCAGCCUCCGAGUUUACAGUCGGUGACCUCGUCGAUGGUGGCCACAGCUUUGAGUACUCAAACCUCAUCGCCAUACCGCGACUCAACUCGACAGGCGCAAGUAAUAAGAAUAGACCGAUUGUGCCAGGGGGAACGGUUAAGGAUCAUGGAGAUCACUUACUUAUGAUUUCCUCUAGCAGUGGUUCACCUCUCAAUGGAGGUUCAGUUACGCGCUACUUCCCAGGCAGAUUCAAUGGCACACAUUUUCAGCCGAUCAACCAUCGUACCGAUCGGUUCAUCGAUUUCGGACCUGAUAAUUAUGCGAGCCAAUUCUUCUUCGGGUUUCCGGCUGGAUCGCCAGUGGUCAGUCUUGGGCUCGCAGCAAAUCUCCGCGAGACCACGUCAUUGCCUCAAACGAGCAUUCUCAUAGGUCCGCGGGAGAGCUACCUCAUUUACGGCCCCAGCGAGGGAGACCUGUCAUACUUCAGUCGCCCUCUCAGCCUGGAUUCCCUUCGAGGAGAAACAAUAGCGAAUUUCUCCGCCUCGCAGCAAUUGGCAGACCAUGCGGUGCCUUACCAUGGCUCAGAAGCAGUCCUUGUGGAAGUGAGACUCGACAUGCAGCCUCCAGACGACGAGGUUGUGGAGCUCAAUUUGGACUUCACCUUUAGAUCGUCGAGGGGCCCUGAGGAUGAGUACAUCAUGUGUACCGCCGUUUUCAGAACUUGGGCAGCAGAUUUUGGAUGCGCUCGCAGUCGGGGAAUUGUAAAAUCAUCGAAUGACAUCUCUCCCCUCGACCAAAUGUCCAUUCGGGAAGUUCUACCCCUUCUUCCCUUCCACAAUCCGGCAGUUCGGAGAUGGGAAGUCCAGGCGAUCAUGGAUCGGUCUAUUUUAGAGCUUUAUCUCAAUGACGGAGUGGCAGCUGGGACAAUCACAUACAAUUCGAAAGAAUCCUUCGAUUUGGUUCACUUUCACAGCCGCAGCAUACCGGACUGGGUGACCUUAACCGUGACCGUACAGGAAUUGAGACCUGGGCAGAGUGUUCAGGAAAUGGUUUAA